CGGCUCAGGGUUUCUGCCGACCCGGCAGCUUCUAAUUUGGGUGGCCCGAGACCACCGUGGUGCCUGCAGCGCCCCCGCCCUUGAGGCGCGAUGACGGAGUAUAAGCUGGUGGUGGUGGGGGCCGGGGGCGUGGGCAAGAGCGCCCUGACCAUCCAGCUCAUCCAGAACCACUUCGUGGACGAAUACGACCCUACCAUCGAGGACUCGUACCGGAAGCAGGUGGUGAUCGACGGGGAGACGUGCCUGUUGGACAUCCUGGACACGGCGGGCCAGGAGGAGUACAGCGCCAUGCGGGACCAGUACAUGCGCACGGGCGAGGGCUUCCUCUGCGUGUUUGCCAUCAACAACACCAAGUCCUUCGAGGACAUCCACCAGUACAGGGAGCAGAUCAAGCGGGUGAAGGACGCGGACGACGUGCCCAUGGUGCUGGUGGGGAACAAGAGCGACCUGGCCGCGCGCACCGUGGAGGCCCAGCAGGCGCAGGACCUGGCCCGCAGCUACGGCAUCCCCUACGUCGAGACCUCGGCCAAGACGCGCCAGGGUGUGGAGGACGCCUUCUACACGUUGGUGCGGGAGAUCCGCCAGCACAAGGCGCGCAAGCUGAGCCCGCCGGAUGAGGGUGGUCCGGGCUGUGGCAGCUGCAAGUGCCUGCUGUCCUGAUGGCAUCCACGUCGCGUCCACGCUGCCGCCUCCGGCCCCCAGCUGCCCGCCUGGCCCUGGAUGGCGGGACGGAGAGAGGAGGGAAGGGCUGGCGGGGCCCAGUGGGGCCAGAGGACAGAGGCGACCACGCCCCCUGCGGACGCUUUGCACAGACUGGCGUGGACUGACCGGUGGCCCACCCUGCCCCUGCCCGCCCUGCCCGCCGGGCACUGGCUGAGCCGCAGUAAAUUAUUAGAUGGCCUCGUCAUGGCGCCGGCCAGGCCGGG
Messenger RNA from Talpa occidentalis (Iberian mole), 926 nucleotides. It is a transcript of the gene HRAS, whose product is annotated as HRas proto-oncogene, GTPase. The coding region runs from base 91 to 660 and encodes 189 amino acids. The transcript is spliced from 5 exons. Gene Ontology annotation, biological process: Ras protein signal transduction; cellular senescence. The record is from RefSeq and is a predicted model, not a curated record. Gene Ontology annotation, molecular function: GTPase activity; GDP binding; GTP binding. NCBI's taxonomy places the organism in Eukaryota, Metazoa, Chordata, Mammalia, Eulipotyphla, Talpidae. Gene Ontology annotation, cellular component: plasma membrane.